Mizuhopecten yessoensis (Yesso scallop) is the source of this 706-nucleotide messenger RNA. RefSeq names its product dentin sialophosphoprotein-like. The record is from RefSeq and is a predicted model, not a curated record. The transcript is spliced from 4 exons. Lineage: Eukaryota; Metazoa; Mollusca; Bivalvia; Pectinida; Pectinidae. The coding region runs from base 172 to 585 and encodes 137 amino acids.
UGCUUACUCGAAUUUCCACGUGCCGAAGUACAAUGUUGCGCCACACUUUGCUGGUCUCACUGGUGUACCUGACAGUGCUAGAGACCUGCAGUUUUGGUGAAAUCGUUACCCGGGGUCGUCGGUCGGACACCAGUGGAGGAUCGGCCGCCACCAAGGACGUCCUGGCCGGGGAUGGUAGUAGUAGUGGCAGUAGUAAUGGCGGUAAGGGAGACCCCAGCAAGUCCGCCGGAGGGGACUACUCCAAGUUUUAUAAAGAUUUCGGAAACUUCGGCUAUAAAUGAGCAGAGAGUACAUACGGGUCAUUUCAUUUCAGACAUCAUGGACAAUUUGAAGGGCUUUAUACCUAAACAUGACAAGGACAGCGACAAAGACGAAAGCGACGAAGACUUGAGCGACGAGGAUGACGACGAUAGCAGCGAUAACGAUCAGAUGGACUGGGCGUCCAUCUUUGGUGGCUUUUCUGACAAGUAUAUGAACGGCACAAACAGUCAGGGUUUUAACGAACAAGAUAGCACGAACCAGACCCAGCAGGAUCAACAGAACGGCACUAUAUCUCAGGCGUUCGCCAAGUUCUUCAAAGGAUAGGAGGCGGCAUGAUGCGCAACUUCCACAGCUUAUAUGGAAACAAACCUGAACAGCGUCAACGUCUAUUUCACUUCAUCAUUAUUAUAUUAAUAUGUUGCAAUUUUAUGAAAAUAAAACAAAC